Felis catus (domestic cat) is the source of this 4095-nucleotide messenger RNA. RefSeq names its product interleukin 13 receptor subunit alpha 1 (gene IL13RA1). Lineage: Eukaryota; Metazoa; Chordata; Mammalia; Carnivora; Felidae. Gene Ontology annotation, biological process: cytokine-mediated signaling pathway. Gene Ontology annotation, cellular component: external side of plasma membrane; membrane. Gene Ontology annotation, molecular function: cytokine receptor activity; protein binding. The transcript has 11 exons. The record is from RefSeq and is a predicted model, not a curated record. Bases 120 to 1403 code for a protein of 427 amino acids.
UCCGGUCUGCGCCGGCCCCCAGCCUCCAGGGCGGCGGAGCCGGGAAGUGGGAGAGGGAGCGAAGGAGGCGGAGACUGCCGGAGCCCGCAGCCCGGCCGGGCUCCGAGGAGAGGGGCUGCAUGGAGCGGCCGGCGCGGCUCUGCGGGCUGUGGGCGCUGCUGCUCUGCGCCGGCGGCGGCGGCGGCGGCGGGGGCGCCGCGCCCACCGAAACUCAGCCGCCUGUGACAAAUUUGAGCGUUUCUGUUGAAAACCUCUGCACGGUCAUCUGGACAUGGGACCCUCCUGAGGGAGCCAGCCCGAAUUGCACCUUACGGUAUUUUAGUCAUUUUGACAACAAACAGGAUAAGAAAAUUGCUCCUGAAACCCAUCGUUCAAAAGAAGUGCCCCUGAACGAGAGGAUUUGUCUGCAAGUGGGAUCCCAGUGUAGCACCAAUGAAAGUGACAAUCCUAGCAUUUUGGUGGAAAAAUGCACCCCGCCCCCUGAAGGUGAUCCUGAGUCUGCUGUGACCGAGCUGCAGUGCGUUUGGCACAACCUGAGCUACAUGAAGUGUACUUGGCUCCCUGGAAGGAACACAAGUCCCGACACCAACUAUACUCUCUACUACUGGCACAGCAGCCUGGGAAAAAUUCUUCAAUGUGAAAACAUCUAUAGAGAAGGUCAACACAUUGGUUGUUCCUUUGCUUUGACUAAUUUGAAGGAUUCCAGUUUUGAACAACACAGCGUCCAAAUAGUGGUCAAGGAUAAUGCGGGGAAAAUUAGACCAUCCUUCAAUAUAGUGCCUUUAACUUCUCAUGUGAAACCUGAUCCCCCACAUAUUAAACGGCUCUUCUUCCAAAAUGGUAACUUGUACGUGCAAUGGAAGAAUCCACAGAAUUUUUAUAGCAGAUGCUUAUCUUAUCAAGUAGAAGUCAACAACAGCCAAACAGAGACGCAUGAUAUUUUCUACGUUGAAGAAGCCAAGUGUCAGAAUUCAGAAUUUGAGGGAAACCUGGAGGGUACAAUUUGCUUCAUGGUCCCCGGCAUCCUCCCCGACACUCUGAACACAGUGAGAAUCCGGGUGAGGACGAAUAAGCUGUGCUACGAGGACGACAGGCUGUGGAGCAACUGGAGCCAGGCGAUGAGCAUAGGUGAGAACACCGACCCCACGUUCUAUAUAACCAUGCUGCUCGCCACCCCGGUCAUCGUUGCGGGUGCCAUCAUAGUCCUCCUGCUUUAUCUCAAAAGGCUCAAGAUCAUUAUAUUCCCUCCAAUUCCUGAUCCUGGCAAGAUUUUUAAAGAAAUGUUUGGAGACCAGAAUGAUGACAGCCUGCACUGGAAGAAGUACGACAUCUAUGAGAAGCAAACCAAAGAAGAAACUGACUCUGUUGUGCUGAUAGAAAACCUGAAGAGAGCCUCUCAGUGAUGGGGCUAAUUUAUUUUACCCUUGGACGUGACGAUUCAUCCCACUCUCCAUUUGUUAUCUGGGAACGUGUUAAAAGGAAAGCGAAACUACUGGGCCAUUUAAAAACAGGCAGCUCGUAAGAGCCACGGUCUUCAUGUCAAGUCGUGCACUGAGAAACUAAACACAAGGGGCUCUUUGGCGAAGAGAGCGGAGUCAUUGUCGUUGAAUUAGAAAAGCAGACCUCCCUCGCGAAGGCUUCAAAGUAGGGGGCAAAGCAAACAGCGGUGAUGGCGGUAGAGUUCAUCUUAUCCAGAGUUGUGACGACUUCUGAGGGUUCUGUGCCUGCUUUGUACGCUUUGUGUCCAACCACACCGAUGCAUUUUAUGUGGGGGCGGGGGGAGGAAACUCAUUCUGGAUGCAGGCGCUAAUGCCAGACUUGAGUCACGGCGAGCAUCUAACCAAACGAACUUGAUGGAAUCUAUCACAAACGAAAUUGAUGAAACCUAUUAUCCGUUGUUCGGGAUCUCACGGCGUGUUCGUGGCUCUGUAAACCCUUAGCAGUCCGGACUCGUCAGCCCCCUGAGCAGCAGCUUGCCCCGCUUUGGAAGGCCCGGGCGUCAGUGUUGGCCACGAGCGUGGCCACUACAGCAAGAGCCUUUCAGAGCCGUGGCAGGCUUUUAAGGGCAGUGGAGGUCGAAUGCCUUAUUGGGCGUUGGGAUCUGCCCCAUGCCAUCUCUCAUGGUGUCUUGUUUCUUCUUCACCUCUGCUACUCCAGUCAAAUACUCCGCCUGUGUCCAGAUUGUGCUAGGCCCCCGGGUGGGAGGCACCACUCAAAGGGUUGACGGUCCAGUUGAGACGCCUCUCUUCUGACCCCUCUCUCUCCACCAGUCAUUUUCCAGAGCUUUCGGCUCCCUGGUUCCCGUACCCGUUUCCCCUGCCCCAUCGCCCCCCCCCCCCCCGUUCCCACCGUUGUGUCCUUCUGUCCCCUUUCGCUAGAAAUUAGAAUAUAAAGCUGCUCAGCACACCUAGAAGAGCAGGGAGGACUCUGCACCUCAGGUAAAGUGUGAGGCGACUAAGAAGCAAUGACUGAUUCUUGCAUGUUUUGUAUGUAACUUCUUGCAUGAGUCUGCGUUCGUUUGAAGGUUUUCAGCGCUUACUAUUUCUCUAUGCAUUUUUCUAAGCAGAAAGGAGGUAUUCUCCUCACUUAGAACUUCGCUGUUCGUAGGGGCGCCUGGGUGGCUGGGUCGGUCGAGCGUCCGCCUUCGGCUCAGGUCGUGAUCUCACAGCUGGUGAGUUCGAGCCUCGCGUCGGGCUCUGCGCUGACGGCUCGACCCUGGAGCCUGCUUCGCGUUCUGUGUCUCCCUCUCUCUCUGCCCCUAACCCACUCGCAUUCUGUCUCUGUCUCUCUCAAAACUAAAUAAACAUUAAAAAAAGAAAGAAAGAAAAAAAAAAGAACUUCGCCGUUCGCUUCAGAAGAGGAGAGUCCCGUCUUCCCCUUCCCCCGUGCUGCCCCAAGUGGUUACGAGUAGGUUUUGCAUCUUAUAUCGGUAGUUUCUGAGGCUCUAACAUUUGUAUCCAUUUUUGUUUGGGUUUUUUUUGGCCUACCAAGUGAGGGCUCCACCGGCGCCCAGGCCUACAACACAUGGACAGAGACGUUCCCCUCUGCUCCUCCUCCUUCCUCCAGGUUUAACGAAGCGUGGAAGUGAGGGGUCCCCCUCGCCCUCCCCCCCCCCCGCCCCCCAGUGUUUCUCACCUCAGGCACACGGACUCAGAUUCCUGGUAGGAACUUGAAAGCCCGACGACCACCAGUUCUGCAGACAUCCACCUGUUGGAUGCGGCCCAGGCGUCGUGACCGGUGCCGCUCCGGUGGGAGAUGCCCGCUCGCCGCAGGUUUGGGCGAGAGUGGCAGCCUGCCGGCCCUGGGGUGGAGGAGGGAUGUGCCCGGCCUUUCUGAGGAAAUCCCUCGCCAAGGGUAGAUGUCAACGGGUUUCCUCCCUGGGCUGCUUUUUUUUUUUUUUUUUUUGGAGGUCACAUUGGGGUGGGCGUAGUAGAUGUCCCCACUUCGUUCUCAGGUUCUCUGGCAAGGACACUUGGUUUCCCCGUGUAGGAGCGAGAUUAUUUCCUCGUCAAGUCUUUUGCAGUUUCUAGAAAGCAACACACCCACUAAAGGCCUCCCCGAAAGCCAUUUUUUCCCCUGGUUUUCUAUGUAGAUAGCAGCCAGGGGGAUGCCUUGGUAUUACGAGUCACCGAGGGGCUGCCGGUGUUGACGGUCACAGCCUGGAAGCGGGGAAGCUGUAUCCGGUGCCAUUCUCCUCUUUUAGCCGUAAGAUAGUCGAGGGAAAAGGGGGCAGCGAGUUCCGGGACUAGCUAGGGCCGUUCUAUAAUUCAGGAAAAGCGACCCCCAGGUCUGGGAGCGUGUGGGAAACUUUAAUACGUCAGUGGGAUUUCCAUCACCCGUAGGAAACUGGUAGGUUCGUUUGCUGUUUUAUGCCUCAACUCUAUGGAUUGUUUUUCUCCACAGACCUAAGUAAACCCACUGUAAGGAUGGUCAUUCUUAUUCUUUCAUUAAGUUGUUCCUUUAUCUGGGCACUGAAGGGAUACGUGAAACAACGUGAAGAAUAUUUUUUGGUAAUGCCUUCAAACUCGGGGUCAUCUUGUUUAACUUCUUAAUAGGAAAGCUUGAGUGAAAUAAAUAUUGUCUUUUUGUAUGUCA